GCAGCCACCAUUGACGGCGCUCGUCCCAUGGUCCUCGGCUCCAUUAUCUUGUUCCGAGUCCCCAGCAAGUUGCUUCCGUCAUCAUCGCCACAAGCUCAGCGCUGCAAAUCCAUCUCGUCGUACUUCAACCCGUAUUUUGUUUUGUUAUCGCUUAAAAAAAAGAAAUUUAUUAAUAUUUUCUUUUUUUUACCUCGUACGUCUCGGGGCCGGCUAAUUUUUUUUUUUCCCGCCAACGACCUCCAACCCCCACAACGUUGCGCGCGCGCGCUCUCUCUCUCUCUCGCUCCCCGGUCACGUGGCGGUCAUCCGCCAAUCAACGCUCUUGGCUCGUGCCUGCCCCUCCCCCCUUUUCUCACCCCCCCCCCCUUCGGCUAGAGUAGCCCCGCCCCUCACCCCCCCACACCAGUAGCCCCGCCCCUCACCCCCCCCACACCAGUAGCCCCGCCCCUCCACUCGCCUCCUCUUCCAAGUCAAAAGGCUCGGGAAGAAUGACUGGGUUCGCUUCGGUGACGAGACACAAAAAGCCAAAACCAGACAGUGGUACAAGGAAUCUAUAGCCUCGGUGGAGCAUUCUACAUAUCAUCCCCUUCCAUAUUUACUUUUUUUUAAAAUAUAUAUUUGUACAUCCACUCCACUACCCAUUUGCAAGACGAGCACAAUCUUGCAAGAAUUUCCAUUUCGACUCUUAAAGACUUAUUGUAUAAUUUUCCACUCGCUGUCAAAGCCAUACAACAACAACAAAUUUGUCCAAAUUUAAAAAUAACUGGUGUUAGUUGGCCUUCUAAUUUGAGAGAGUUGCAAUAUACAGCAUUUUUUUUUAGCUUCAGUUAACGACAAAAAAUAUUAACUCCUUAAAUUAUUUAUUGUUUUGCACAAACCUUUGAGACUACUUGAAGGGCUUCUUUCCAUUUCAAGACCUGCCCGUUCACCCUUGAUUUCCCUUCAAUCGACGAUGAUGGCAAACGGCUGCUUUGUAUUCGAGGACGACCACCUCUGGGCGUCCACGGCCGCCAAGCUGAACGCGCUGCGCAAGAGCGGACAGUUCUGUGACGUUCGGCUGCAGGUGUGCGGGCAUGAGAUCUACGCCCACCGCGCUGUGCUGGCCUGCUCCAGCCCUUACCUGUUUGAAGCCUUCAACAGCGAAGUGUUGGACAACACCGGCUGCUCCAUGAUCCGCUUUGAGGAUCUCAACCCCGAGGCCAUGGAGAUUCUACUCAACUACGCCUACACCGCACGGCUGGAAGCCUCUAUUGAUCUGGUGAAGGAUGUGUACUCUGCUGCCAAGAAGCUGAAGAUGGACCGCGUGAGACAGGUGUGCGGAGACUACCUUCUGUCUUGCGUGGACGGCACCAACUGCAUCUCGUACCGAAACUUCGCCGGCCACAUGGAUGACUCGCGCCUGCUCGCCCAGGUGGACGCCUUCAUCCAAAGCCACCUGGUGGAGAUUUCCGAAGGGGAAGAGUUCCUCAAGCUGCCUCGCCUGCAGGUGGAAGUGGUGCUGGAAGAAAACGUCUGGCUGCCCAGUAACGGCAAACUCUGCACCAAGGUGAUAGACUGGGUGCAGCGCUGCAUCUGGGAGAAGGGCGAGCGUCUGGAAGACCUCCUGCAGAAGGUUCAAAAGCUGUACUUUUCGGCUGAACACAAACUGCUCGAAAGGAGCCACCCUGAGUCUCCGCAAGACAGUUCCAGUGAGGGCGAAGAUGCCGCUAAUAACACGAAGAAAAACCUUCACCGGGACGGCAAGCGCAAGAAGAUCGGCGUUGCCACCACGAACGGCACCACGCAUCUGAAUACCGGUGACAUGAAGUCUCCCUGCAAGUCGCUCACCACCGCCGCUCGCAACCUCUUGCAGCAGCAGCAGCAGCAGCAGAGUCAAAACGGCGGUGGCUGCAGCAAUGGCGGCAGCGGCAGCAACAACAUCUUCAGCAAGCACGAGUGGAAGAUCAUUGCCUCUGAAAAGAGCUCCGAUAUGCAGUACCUGUCGCUGGCGGUGCUGAGCGGCACACUGUGCGCCAUCUCGCUGCACGGCCGCGCCUCCAGCCCGCGCGUGUCCCCCGCCACCACGCCGGUGCUCUCCAAGAGCUCCAGCCUGGAGGCCGGCCUGGACCUGGAGGAGCCUGACGCGGCGUUGCUCUCCGGCAUGCACUACGAGCGCUGCGGCCUGGGAGCCGCCUCGCUCAAUGGCAGCCUCAUCGCCGCCGGCGGCUACAACCGGGAGGAGUGUCUGCGUACCGUGGAACGCUACGAUGCCAGCACGGACAGCUGGUCCUUCAUCGCGCCCAUGAACACCCCACGUGCUCGCUUCCAGAUGGCGACGCUCAUGGGCAAGCUGUUUGCUCUUGGAGGUUCCAACGGACACUCGGACGAGCUGAGCUCUGGGGAGGUUUACGAUCCAGAUGCCGACCAGUGGAUGUCCAUCCCUGAGCUUCGCACCAACCGCUGCAAUGCAGGUGUGGCGGUGCUGAAGGAUCGGCUGUACAUUGUCGGUGGAUCAGACCCCUAUGGCCAGAAAGGUCUGCGGAGCUGCGAUGCCUUCGACCCGAUCUCAAAGACGUGGAUCACUUGCUCGCCGACAAACACUCACCGGCACCAGGCGUCGGUGUGCGAACUGGACGGCUUCCUGUACGUGGUGGGUGGCAGCGAGGCGUGGAACUGCCUCAACACGGUGGAGCGCUACGACCCGCUCGCAGACACCUGGUCCUUCGUGGCGCCCAUGAACGUGGCGCGUCGCGGCGCCGGCGUCGCUGCCUACAACGGCAAACUGUUCGUGGUGGGCGGCUUCAACGGCGCCAGCUCUCUGGGCGCGGUGGAGGCGUACGACCCGGCACGCGACGAGUGGACCGUGCUGGCCAGCCUGUCGGUGGUGCGCAGCAACGCCGGCGUGGCGGUGGCCGGAGGGCGCCUAUACGCGGUCGGCGGUUUCACCGGCGCGCAGUUCCUGCGGUCCGUCGAGGUUUACGACGCGCAGGCCAACCUGUGGUCCCCGUACAUCGCCAUCAAAAGAGAGGCCGAUCUGUUGGAGGGGGAGGAGGAUGAGGAGAGGAGUGAGUGAUGAAAGAAAAGGGGGGGGGGCCUUUUUGUUGCCAAGAUGACACGUCGCUGCCAACUGGAGUAGGGUUUGUAGAGGAGGGGGGAGGGGUCCCUCUGCAUGCGUUUUUUUAAACCCCUUCCAACAAAGGUUUAAAGCAUUAUUUCAUUAUCUCCUGCUGUAGCGGGGUCGUAAAUAGGAUCCAAUGUAGAUUCAGUUUUAGCGUCAAAUUUUGUUGUCGUUUAGAGACUUGCCCGACUGGAAAAGCAAAACAGGAUUGACCCUGACAGUUUCCCAAUAAAGUCACGUAGAAGGGAAGUAAUAAAAUAAUAAAAAUAAAACAUUCUUCACCUGAGGACGGCUGCUUGCAUUGUGGCCGAAACGUCGUGAGAAUUAUUUUAUUAUGUUUAAUUUUAUUACUUCCCUUCUACGUGACUUUACCGAAAGAACCAAGAUGAUGAUUCCCUGCAGUCACGAAAGCUUUAAAUCGAAAAGUUUCCCAAUACAUGAUGAUACAAACACCGUGAUAACGGUGAAGCCCUUUGUGACUGAGGCGAUGACGUCCUACGUCAUGCGCCGUGAGAUGUCAUCUCGUUGUGGCCACUUGAAAAGCAACGCGCGUUGAAAAGCGAUACAAAAUCCAUGCAUAUCGUGCGUGAUUUUAAUUUGUAUUAUUUUAAUUGGUUCUACCGCUCACGAGGUGGCUGAAAUUAAUGCGCGUAAGAAUGUUGACCGUUGCCGAUCCAUCGUGCUACUGGGCUGCCGGAUAAUGGAAUCCGUGCAGCUGCCAGAAGUUGUACGUGCAAAAAUAAAUUCGAAUUUUUGCAACUCCCAAUUGUUGAUAAUUUUGCGGACGCAAGUCGCUAAUCCUCCGUUUAUCCUGCCUGAACGUUUAAUUGGGGUCGAGCCGGCAGAAUGCUUGGAUGGGUUACCACCAUGAAGAACCAAGCAAUUGUUGUCGGCUCGUACAAGACUACAUGAUCCGGCACGAGGCCAGUGCAGCGAUAGCCUCGAUUGUGCCAUAAUACGCUCCGUGCUCCCUCCUGCCUUCAGAGGCACCCGCACUGACUUUGACGCGGCAAUGUGUACGGUCAAUUAACCGCCACGGGACCCGCAGGGUGUCGGGGAAGGGCACUGGUCCAGCAGUGGAUUGCCAAAGAAUGACUUGGCGAUGCACGUUCAAACCUCGGUCCUAAAACUCUGAAGCCAAGGCCACGUUUUGGACUAGAAUCUCAAGUGUAAUUGCCUGGGGGGAGUUCACAAAAGCCACAUUAUUUAUGAACAUUUUGGAUUCCGUACGAAUGGUUGAGGCUUCAAGAGACGAAGCUCCCUUGGGAUAAUUUGUAUUCGCUGCGUUGGUUGUUUGCGAAGGACUAAGAUGCCCAUAAACAACUUCCACUUUGAAACUUAAAGUCCUAAUCGGAAACUCGCCCCGUCUUUUAUGCUCGUUGCAGUUGGCAGCUACGUUGCCAUCUUGUCGAAGGUCGAGCGGAGGAUUUGUGGUCGUGCAAGCUGAUCUAUUGAUUGCAGAUGUAGUAAUAUAUUUAGAUGUUUUAGUCACAUUUUUAAGUUCUCUUCAUACAAGUGGCCAUUAAAGUACAUUUUAGUUUUGACAAACUGGCAUCAACGUUUGUGUUUUCAUUUAUAUUCGAAUAUCAAAUAGUAGAUCAUUGCCUUGUCUUUUUUAAAACUUCAGUUUCCAGUGAUGGCAACUUAAAAAUGAAAAUGCUUUCAAAGAUAUGGGUUUAGGGCCAAGGAUUCUGAAACACCUAUUUUAUUUUUACUGUUACAAGCGCCCUGUCCUGGGGUCACGGCCGAACGGGCACGGCUCGCUCGGCACCAGGUUUUUUCUUUUUUUUUCCACUGCAAAAUCAGAGCCGUGCCACUGGCGUCAAACGACACAAUGAACGUGUCGAUGAUCCUGUUUUUUUUUUUAUCUUGCCCGCCUGCGGGUCACGCAUUGUGCGUUUCCGACACGCGUGUGUAGGGUAACUGGCGUUGUCGCGUGCUGCGAUCGCAUCGGUAACCCGACCACACCGUGGCGGGGCCCGGCUUGUCGCCCAAAACAGAUCCAAACCUCUCGUGAGGAGGGCUCGUGCCAGAGGUCGCAAACUGGUUUUGAUUCCUUACCCAUACCCGGCCGCACCAGGGUCGCAAUCAGGUACCCGAUACCCUUACCCUACCCGUACCCGGCCGUCAGGUACCCGAUACCCGUACCCGGCCGGGUAUCGGGUAGGGUACGGGUAUCGGGUACCUGAUUGCGACCUCUUGGAUGAAGCCAUUUUGCAGGCGCGGGUGGGUUGAUUCUAGGAACUUGAAUUGUGAGAAGAGACAAGACGUUGGGAAAUGAGUGACAAACGGUGACUCACCAGUGACUCACGGCCUACCCGUACCCGGCCGCACCAGGGUCGCAAACGGCUACCCGUACCCGGCCGGGUACGGGUAGCUGGGUAUCGGGUAGGGUACGGGUAUCGGGUACCCGGUUGCGACCUCUGGCUCGCGCAGAGGGUCGUCGGCAAGCAAGAUAACAAGAGGAGCCGGGUUUUUUUCGAAUACGGUAAAAAAAAAAUCUUAAUUCAGGAGCCAUAAGUGCAAUGUUGUGAAUACGGGACGAUGGGUACCCUUUAAUAAAUAAUAGUCUCACGAAGCGGUCCUUCAAAGAACCGCAGGUCGCCCAACCCCCUGCCCACGCUGAACUGGGCUUCCGUGGUCAAGGGGAUUAAAGGUAGCCAAAAUGACAAAGAAGAGGCAAUUUUUUUCUUCUCGAAUUUCAAGAGCUGCCACCGCAAGCCCCCUUUUUUUUUUAAAGCGCCACCACAGGUUGGCGACCUCCCCCGCUGUGCCGAGUGCGAAUCGCGACUCGGUUAGUGCUCGGCACAGCGAAAUAGCCGUAAUGAUCCCCAUGGCACUGGGCUCGGCUCUGAUGUGACGGUGGGAAAAGGGGGGGGAUGGGGUGGAAGGUUUUGUCGGGAGGAGUUGAUCGUUUGUGGGAAAUGUCAGCUUUCUUGCAUCUCACUUGUCGGCUUCAGUAGUGACGUAGACAUUGUGUUUAAACCUUGGUAUAAACAAUACGUCAAGUUGAAGCAACUAUCUCGGCUUUAUAUCAUCAAAAAAUGUCGAGUGUUCUUCUUGAUGAAGUUGACGAUGUUUUAUUAUUUCCUGAUUAUUGUUUUUGUUAGAAAUGAACGAUUUUUUUUCCUUCAACAUAUUCACAAUUAAAUUCAUGUGGAAGGAGGGCGUCAAACCUUGGUGAGGUAUUUCUGAAAUCGAUCUGAUGCUCAUGUUUAUAUUUUAUCUCCCCGAGGGGAAGGUGUGUGCAUCUCCACCCCCCCCCCCCUCUCCCGCAAGCUAUCGUUCAAGUUAUGUUUUCUUUUGCUCGUUAGCAUCAAUCUUUUGCAUGUUUUUUUUACGAGCCACGUGUUUCUUUAGGCAGUCGCUGGGAAUCUUAAACGCACCCGGAAAAUACGCAGAACGCGUCUGGUACGUUGCUUCAAAGGCGAAGGGAGGGGCACGGGCAAGUGGAGUUCCACACCUUGAGAGGCAAUGAGUUGUUGCAACUAAAACAGUGGGGGGGGGGGGGGGGGGAGUUGGGGAAACCUGCAAAUCGAUCAUCCCAUGCAACUGCUUUGGUCCGAUUUCGAUUUAAAGCUUUUGUGACUGCAGGAAUUCAUCUUCUUGGUUCUUUCGGUAAAGUCACGUAGAAGGGAAGUAAUAAAAUAAUAAAAAUAAAAUAAUUCUCACGACGAUCGAUCAUUCAGACGCUGUCUCCCCGACAGACCUGGUCUUCACCUGAGGACGGCUGCUUGUGUUGUGGCCGAAACGUCGUGAGAAUUAUUUUUAUUAUUUUAUUACUUCCCUUCUACGUGACUUUACUGAAAGAACCAAGAAGAUGCUUUGGUCCGGCGUGCGAGCCUAGGUAGUUGCUGCAACACGGUCGCGUCUGAGCGUGGACGCAAAACUUUUCUUGGUCCCACUUUUUUUUGUUACACAGCAGAGCCCCGCUCGCUUUCUGGCUAACUGCACCCACACUAGCAUCAGGGUCGGGACUGAGAAAUGCAUCGCUUCAAAUUUUCCGAGCGGAUCUGCUUGAAAGGAAGAGAGGUGGGGGAGGGAAGAGCCACGCUCAGGAACGGAUGCAGAGCAGUCCGCAUUUAACGAUUCUAUUGCACGGAGCCAAAUUGCGCAACUGAUGGAACAGGCGUUGGACGUGGGAUGCAGGGGAAAGAAAGUUGGGAAUUGUUUUUUGUGGUUUAUUUUUUAAGCUUUGCAGAAUUAUUUUGCACUGCUGGUUCGGAGGAAAGAAUUGGUAGUGGAGUGUCGACUGAACGAUAAUGGGAAGCUUUCAAAGUAUGCAAUGAUAGGUUUUUUUUGGUGUGUGCGCGCGUGUUUUUUCUUCUUAUAGAAUUGAAUGACGUCACGUGUAUUUAUUUUGCUUCUGUGUAGUUUUAACAGGGGGAGGAAAUGUCUCCAUCUCGGAUAUCAAUUUUCCUUCAAUUGCGACAAAGAAUGUUAUUUUUCUCUCUCUCUCUCAUGUUAAGGUAUAUUACUUUGUAAGCUAUUGAACAUGUGCAUGGUUCGAAAAAAAACCCCGCUUGAUUAAGCUCCCAUCUAACACACAAUAGAUCAAACCACUUCAUAUUAGGCACGAGACCAAAGUUGAGUUUGAUGGGAUAGGGCUAAAACUUUUAAAAUAUUUCUGGGGUGGGGCAGGGUUAGAUUUACUCUGCUUCUUGAAACUCGUUUUUGGUUUAACGGCGGUAUUGUGCGCGGGUCUUAGCAAAGCCAAUUUAAAAAGCAUUUUUAUUACGUUUGGUUUAAAUUUUGCUUGCAGCUUACACCGGCUCUCGCGGCAGAUGUUAAGCAGCUUUGAAAAGGCCUUCUUGAGUGGUUGUCUGUAGUACAAGAAUCUUUCUAACCAGAAGCCUUCAAUUGUGAGGGGGGGGGGGGAAUUUUUGAAGUUUAUUAAUACUGUACCGUUACUCUCUAUUUUGCUGUGUUUUAGGAAAUGUGAGCGUGCGAGGGUGUGUGCGUGUGUGUGCUCAGGCAUGUGUAAAAGAUUUUGGUUACAUUUCGAAGAUGGUCGAUUAUUAUACCAGGUUAACAAGUGCUAAAGAAAACUGGAAACCAAUGCGCCAUACAAAAGUUUUUGUAUGCGAUUGUCGGCAAAAUUUAUAUAUAUUAAAUGAAAAAAAAAGAAAUAAAAAAAUGACAAGAAUUAUCUGGACAGCAAAUCGCUUGAAUAGAUUUUUAGCUUAUUUUUACACGGUUUGUGAAUUGCCAUCACUUGCUAUUUCGUGGCAUUUUUAAUAACACGGAUGAAAACAACGCAUCGUUUUUGGCAAGUAACACCCAAUAGACUCCCACUAAUGUGCGUGCGUGCGUUGACCCAAGUUGUUAUUUCAGCUCGAUCACUAAUGGGGUUGCCGCGAUAUUUUUCACGACACAAUAUUUGCAUUGAUGACACGACGAUUUCUCGCCAAAUUCCUCCACCUUGUAAUUGUUUCGCAUUAUUUGCUUACAAGAUUCUGUGCUAUGAUGGGAACUUGGGAAGCUUGACCUAAAAUGUUAAGUUCUUCAACUGCAAAACAUUUUUUUGAAGCAACCUUGUAUUUCUGAAUUUAAAUGUGCCACAAUCCUGAUUUUUUAAUGUGCGAAAUCGGACGAUGUUGGUGUCGUCAAUCUUAUAUUGUAAACCGUAGUGUCGCCUUAUCACGGUUAACCCUGGCAUGUAAACAAAAUCUGCUUUGACAAGAUGUAGAACUCCGAAAAGAUGUGGGAUUUUGAGAACUCAUUUACCUAAUAACAGGGUUCUUCAACUGAACACUCAAGUGGGCCAUAAUAGAAUUGGCAUGUGCUCAUGGGGACGGGGGGGGAUGACCGGUUGAUCUUUUGUGAACAGCUUCCACGGUGUCACCUCGUGUGGCAUCACGAAGUCUGUCGUCCAUGGGACUCAAUUUGUGUCUUGUCCACAGCUCUCAUCCGUAUCUCCAACAUGUACCCCUCGUCUUCAGAUCUUGUUUAGAUCUCGUUUAGUUCUCGAUCUCGCAGAGCCGUGUCUAUUCACGGGCCACGCACACUCGGUGAGCCCUUCCAAGAGCAUAGUCCGGCCUUGAUCCGGCCCACUGGGGUCUACCAGUUGAAGAACCUUGCAUUUGUGUGACGUGCGCACGUUAGACACACGCUUUGGUCGAGGUAAUCAAUACCAAAGGUGAAGGUGGUGGCACUGAUUACGGAUUUGUGACAUGCGUAGCUGCCGAGCUUAAGCGACUGCUGCUGUUUGCCGGUGAUCAAAAUUGGUGGGAGUCGCCCGUAUGAUGAUGAUGAUGACGAUGAUGAUUUCCUUUUUGCCGUCUCGUAGCAAAUUCAAAUAAACUGUAGCGAAAUAAGCCCCAA
Lethenteron reissneri (Far Eastern brook lamprey) is the source of this 9421-nucleotide messenger RNA. RefSeq names its product influenza virus NS1A binding protein (gene IVNS1ABP). Gene Ontology annotation, molecular function: protein binding. NCBI's taxonomy places the organism in Eukaryota, Metazoa, Chordata, Hyperoartia, Petromyzontiformes, Petromyzontidae. The record is from RefSeq and is a predicted model, not a curated record.